Molecule: messenger RNA, 942 nt
Organism: Zeugodacus cucurbitae (melon fly)
Lineage: Eukaryota; Metazoa; Arthropoda; Insecta; Diptera; Tephritidae
Exons: 2
Coding region: 1-942 (313 amino acids)
Source: RefSeq, a predicted model, not a curated record
AUGCUCAACGACGAGCAAGAGACACCGGCUCCAGAGCAACAGGCACCAAUGCGGGUGGACACGCUGGACCAAGGGAAAGUUAAGCUCCCAGAUUUCGUUGAGGAACAUACCGACCUAUGGUUCUGGCAAGUCGAGGCGGUGUCCGACAGAAAACGAUACUAUACCAUAAUUGGACAACUGCCUACGCGCGUUAUGUACAAACUAGCUGAUUUCCGUACCAAUCCACCAGCACGCAACGAAAUGUACGAAAACCUAAAGGCUCGAAUCAUCAACGAAUUUGCCGAUAGCACACAGACCAAACUAACAAAACUCCUCAGCGACUUAUCACUCGGUGACCGCAAACCGUCACAGUUGUUAGCCGAAAUGCGGACAAGGGCCGCAGCUACACCGGUUACAGACGAGCUCCUAAAGCAGUUAUGGCUCCGGAAUCUGCCUGAACAAAUACGCGCAAUUCUAUCCGCAGACGAGCACAUAACAUUGGUCAACGCAGCAACGAUGGCCGAUCGUAUCAUGGAGGCUACUAAAGACAGUAACUCAUUCAUACACGCCGUUCAACAAAGCUCUCAGCAGACAGUAAACAAACACCCACAGCAAAGCGCCGGCAAUGAACCUGCAAGUCAAGCAAUCCUAGAAAUGCAACGCCAGAUCAAUGCGCUCUCACGGGAUCUCCGAGACAUCAAAUGGCCACGCCGCGACAACCAACGAAGACCAACACCUACACGAUCGGGUUCACGAAGUCGCGAACACCACGACACAUGCUGGUAUCACUACAAAUACGGGACGAGCGCUCAAUUUAAGGAACUAUUCGCACCGUCACCUAAUAAACGCAUUGCCAAAACUGCAACGUUCCACCACAUCGUCACGAGCGGUCCACCAGUGAACGCAAAACCACGUCGCCUCACACCCGAAAAACUAAAAGCCGCCAAAGCGGAAUUCGAAUAA